CAUAAAUGCACCACAACUCUCUCUCUCUCUUUCUCUCAUGAAACUCUCUCUUUCUCUGGUGAGAGAGAGGAGAGAGAGAAGAUGCACUUAUAUUACCUGUGCUGCCAGAAGUACUGCAGUAAGUAAAUGAAACAAAAAUUAGACUCAAAAUUCUCCCAUCACUGGAGCAACAAUUAUCUUCGCUCAGUUUUAGAUUUUUAAAUACCCUUCAGUACAGCAUAGCACAGAAACUGUCUUCUAGAGAGAGAGAGAGAGAGAGAGAGAGAGGGGUAGCUAGUGCUAUGGCAGCCCAAAGGUCUGUACUAUUGUUUUGCUUACUCUCUGUUUCAUUCACGAGCAUUAUGGGUUCAACAGAAGAGCAAGAGAGAGAUCGGAUCUCGGCACUUCCGGGUCAACCCGCGGUGGCAUUCUCGCAGUAUUCGGGCUACAUUACGGUUAACAAGCAACACGGUCGAGCCCUCUUCUAUUGGUUGACUGAAGCUACUUCCAAUCCUCAGAGCAGACCUCUUCUUCUUUGGCUCAAUGGAGGACCAGGUUGUUCAUCAGUAGCAUAUGGAGCAUCAGAGGAGAUAGGACCAUUUCGAAUUAAUAAAACUGGUUCAUCUCUCUAUCUCAACCAAUAUUCCUGGAACAGAGAGGCAAAUCUUCUUUUUCUGGAGUCACCAGCUGGUGUUGGUUUUUCAUACACAAAUACAAGCUCUGACCUUAAGGAUACCGGGGACAAGAGAACUGCUGGCGAUGCUCUAGCUUUUCUUGUAAGAUGGUUCUCAAGGUUUCAUCAAUACAAACAUAGAGACUUUUACAUUGCCGGGGAGAGCUAUGCAGGACAUUACGUUCCGCAGCUGGCUAAGAAAGUUCACGAUUAUAACAAAGCGCAUUCCCAUCCAAUCAUAAAUCUGAAAGGAUUCAUUGUGGGGAAUGCAGUGACAGACAACUACCUCGACACCGUAGGAACGGUGGCGUUCUGGUGGUCUCACUCCAUAAUCUCGGACACCACCUACAAAUCAAUCCUCAAAAACUGCAACUUCAAAUUGGAUAACAACUCUCAGCAGUGCGACGACAUCGUUAACUACGCGGCCAACCACGAGUUCGGCAGCAUUGAUCCCUACAGCAUUUACACGCCCGCAUGCUUGACUUCUACUACCAACCACACUUCUUUGAGGCUCAAGAACACUCUGGUACGACGUCGUCGGGUGCUUUCUGGUUACGAUCCUUGCUCUGAGAACUAUGCAGAGAAGUACUACAAUAUACCAGAUGUUCAGAAGGCUCUGCAUGCCAAUACCACCGGUAUUCCUUAUAAGUGGACUGCUUGCAGUAAUGAUCUUUUUAACAAUUGGCAAGACUCUCAAUUUUCUAUGCUACCCACAUACAAGGAGUUAAUGGCAGCUGGUCUCAAAAUUUGGGUGUACAGUGGCGAUACAGAUUCAGUAGUACCAGUGACAGCCACCAGAUUCUCCUUGAGCCAUCUCAAUCUCACCGUUAAGACUGCCUGGCACCCCUGGUACUCUGGCUCCCAGGUAGGAGGAUGGACUGAGGUCUAUAAAGGACUUACCUUUGCCACGGUGAGAGGAGCUGGGCAUGAAGUUCCUCUGUUUCAGCCCAAGAGAGCUUUCCUUCUUUUUCAAUCAUUCUUGCAAGGAAGAGAGUUACCAAAGUCUUCCUGACAAGCUAGAUCCCUCAAGAGACAAUACAGUUCUGAGCCUUUUCUUCAUGUUUGAGCAAUUCAAAGCACUAAAAAUCCCCAUCAAAUUUGUCCUUUGUGGAGUUGGGGGAGCUGCUGUCUCGGCCAAGGGGGCCGUGCUCCGGUCUCUCUUCAAUGAUCGGAAACGUUCACUUCGUAGAGCUCGUUGAGUUGAACAAGCAGCUAAAAAAUAAGCUCGAUCGGAUAUCAUUAAGUGCCUAAUCGAAACCUUUUUGUCUUGAAAAGAAUGGAUCCGAAACACUGGAUCAAAUCUACUAGAACCCCUUAUUGGCAAGUUAUACGUGUUCCGAUCAGACACUUAAUUAUAUUCGAUCAAACUGAUUUUUUGCAUACUUGUUCAACUCGACGAGCUCUACUAAGUGAACGUUUUUGAUCAUCGGAGCAAGACCGGAGCAGGACCCCCUCAGCCGGGACAGCACGAUGCUGUCCCUUGAAAGGACAGCAGCUCCCCCAGUCCCAAAUUUGUGGGUUAAAGUGACUAGAAUAGAAAUCAUUAAUCAUUCAGAUUGGUAAUUGUAUCAUUCAUUCAGUUUGGUAAUUGUAAGUGCACAUCUCAUUUAAUAAGCAGGAGGAAAAUUAAAAUGAGUCAAUUGAAAAUUUAAUUUCACA
Rhododendron vialii is the source of this 2311-nucleotide messenger RNA. Its product is annotated as serine carboxypeptidase 24. The record is from RefSeq and is a predicted model, not a curated record. The transcript has 9 exons. NCBI's taxonomy places the organism in Eukaryota, Viridiplantae, Streptophyta, Magnoliopsida, Ericales, Ericaceae. Gene Ontology annotation, biological process: proteolysis; brassinosteroid mediated signaling pathway. Gene Ontology annotation, molecular function: serine-type carboxypeptidase activity. The coding region runs from base 282 to 1664 and encodes 460 amino acids.